This is a messenger RNA of Talaromyces stipitatus ATCC 10500, 1145 nucleotides long. RefSeq names its product MFS monocarboxylate transporter, putative. Gene Ontology annotation, molecular function: transmembrane transporter activity. The transcript has 4 exons. Gene Ontology annotation, biological process: transmembrane transport. Bases 1 to 1098 code for a protein of 365 amino acids. NCBI's taxonomy places the organism in Eukaryota, Fungi, Ascomycota, Eurotiomycetes, Eurotiales, Trichocomaceae. Gene Ontology annotation, cellular component: fungal-type vacuole membrane. The record is from RefSeq and is a predicted model, not a curated record.
AUGUCCAACUCCGACAUUGGAUGGAUUGGAGCAAUCAAUAACUUCUUGAUUUUUGCGGGAUCGGUGGUGACAGGCCGAAUUCUUGAUAUGUUUGGUCCUGUCGUCAUGCUCUGGUUCGGCUCUGUUACAACCGUCUUCUCCAUCAUGAUGAUCUCUCUCUGCAAGGAAUACUGGCAAUUCAUUCUCUCCCAGGGCGUGCUCCUUGGUAUCGGAAACACCCUUUUACUAUGCCCAGCUGUCGCUCUCGUCGGGCAAUACUUCAAGAAACGACUCGCACUAGCUGUCGGAGUUACAAUAGCAGGUUCAUCCCUGGGAGGAGUUAUUUGGCCUGUCGUUGUUCACGCACUCAUACAAAAGCCCGGCGUUGGAUUUGGAUGGACCUUGCGAAUUGCUGGUUUCAUUAUGAUUCCAAUCCUAGUCUUUACCUGUGUUUUCUCUCGGCCACUACUUACACCAAAGAAGAUGCCAGAUGACGGCACAGACAACGGGGCAAAUCCAUCAAAGCCGGCAUGGGACUGGUCAAUAAUAGCCAGGAAGCAAACCCUUUUCACUGCAUGCGGAUUCUUCUUCAUUUAUUUCGGGAUGUUCAUGCCAUUCUUUUAUACCACGGAAUACGCUCUGUCAAAGGGCUUCUCAUCGAAUCUGUCGUUUUAUACGGUUUCGAUUAUUAACGGUGCAUCACUCUUCGGGCGAAUCAUCCCGGGAAUGAUUGCCGACAAAUACGGAAGAUUCAACUUGUGUAUUGCAAUGACAGUAUUUUCCGGAAUAAUUUCCUUGUGUUGGACGACUGUUACUUCGGUUGCUGGUAUAGUCAUGUUUUCGCUCUCUUACGGGUUUUCGUCUGGCGGAAUUCUAUCUUUGCAACAAGCUUGUGCUGCACAAAUAGCAAGCCCAACCACAAUUGGUACGGUUAUCGGCUUCGUUAUGGCAUCAACUUCUUUCUCAGCGCUAGCAGGCACUCCUAUCGGUGGAGCACUUAUUGAAAACUAUGGAUACCUGUCCUUGUCAAUUUACUCUGGUGUUAGCAUGCUACUUGGUGCCUCGGUGCUCUUCAUAGCUAAACUGACCCAGAAGAGCCAGCCAUUUGCUAUCGUUUAGGACAUAGCAUUUCAGGGAUUACCCGGCCCCGAUACUAGGACUUUGGG